Molecule: messenger RNA, 355 nt
Organism: Colletotrichum phormii
Lineage: Eukaryota; Fungi; Ascomycota; Sordariomycetes; Glomerellales; Glomerellaceae
Exons: 3
Source: RefSeq, a predicted model, not a curated record
AUGAAGCUCAUCCUCCUUCUCGCCUCCGCUGGAGCCGCUAUGGCUUUCGUCGAGUGCCGUUCGCCCUCAAAUGCUGAGCUGUUCAAAAACUGCCAGAAUCAAGCACAGCGAGAUGGCUGCAAGGGCCAGCGCAUCAAGCAAUUAGAUUACUCACUGAAAGCUACGACCGAACAUAUAACUGAACAUUUUCUCAGUGCUCUGACACAACAGCCAACCUGGCUGUUUGCAUCAACAAGGCAAACAACGACUUUGACUGCGUCUGCGCAACCCAGGCUGGCAGAGGUCCCGGAUUCAACUAAGCUAAUAAAUGAGUGGCUGCAUAUCCAUAGUAGCGUGUAUCGAGCAUUGCGUGCCC